Molecule: messenger RNA, 1013 nt
Organism: Emiliania huxleyi CCMP1516
Lineage: Eukaryota; Haptophyta; Isochrysidales; Noelaerhabdaceae
Exons: 1
Coding region: 39-1013 (324 amino acids)
Molecular function (GO): gamma-glutamylaminecyclotransferase activity
Source: RefSeq, a predicted model, not a curated record
ACAAGCAGAGGAGCAGAGGCAUAUACCGCCUGACGCCGAUGCCACACCGCGUGUUUGUCUACGGCUCGCUGCUACGUGGGCUGCACAACCACCACUGGAUAUCGAAAGACAGCCGGCUGCUCGGCGCAGCGCUGAGUCGUGAGCGCUAUGUGAUCGUCGACUCGGGCGACGGAUACCCAUAUGCCCUCGACGCCGAGUGGGCUCGGCCUGGGAUCGACACACCCGCGCCGCUGCAUGGCGAGCUCUACGAAGUCGGAGACGGGACGCUUGAUGAUCUCGAUGCGCUCGAAGGCCAUCCCGACUACUACCGCAGGCGCAUAGCGGCCUUCUUGAUCGGCUCGGACGAGGCCGAGGCCGCCCUAUACGUCCUUCGAGACGCGUCGCGGCUGGACGAGCUUCGUGCCGACUCGGGCGGCCAACGCUUCGCAGCCGUGGCGCCAGCCGGAGACUGGCGCACGCACCUGCUCCGGCGGCUGCCGCCGCUGACGUGGCCACCGACUCGCCGCACGCUGAGCGGAGGCCCGCACGCGGUCUUUUGCUACGGCGGCGUCGGUCCCGCGGCGCUGCGCGAACACUGCGAGGCUCCGCACCUCUCCUCCUCCGCCGCCGCCCUCCGCGGCGCCGUCCGCAUCUACGGAGGGCACAGCGUUGCGUGGGGCGGCGCGGUCGCGUCCUUGGCCCCGCGUGCCGGGGGUUGUGUGUGGGGCAGCCUCGCCUCCCUGACGGACGACGCGCUCCGCCGCCUCGACGCCAUCGAGGGCGCCGACCCUGCCGACCCGUAUGGCGGAGGCGGCGCCGCACGCAGGCAGGACGUCGGCUCCGUCUGGGUGGACGGAGAGAGGGUGGACGCGGUUCUCUACCUCCGCCGCGACGUGGCGUGGCGGGGGCCGCCCAGCGACCGAUACAUUGCUGCCUGCGAGGCGCAUGUUGCCGACGUGUGGGACGAGGAGCUCGCGGCGGCGGUGGGGUUGGAGGUGCUGGACGAGGCGGGUGAGCUGAGGACGCAGGAUUGA